This is a messenger RNA of Phymastichus coffea, 4610 nucleotides long. RefSeq names its product RAB11-binding protein RELCH homolog. Lineage: Eukaryota; Metazoa; Arthropoda; Insecta; Hymenoptera; Eulophidae. Gene Ontology annotation, molecular function: protein binding. Gene Ontology annotation, biological process: intracellular cholesterol transport. Gene Ontology annotation, cellular component: recycling endosome; trans-Golgi network. The coding region runs from base 154 to 3492 and encodes 1112 amino acids. The transcript has 12 exons. The record is from RefSeq and is a predicted model, not a curated record.
UAUACUUGUGUAUGUGUGUCCAUGUGUGUGUGUGUGCGUUGGUGUCGAAAGAUAUUUUCGCCACAGCGAUAUCUAAAAAAGAAUCAUGCUCCCGAGUCAUGCUAUCGAUAAUCAUCGUUGAGUAAUAAAAAAAAAAGAAAGAUCCGGAGGAUAAUGGCAAGUUCCUCAUCAGAAGAGGUUAGGAGUGAGUUAUCUCCGUCAGCGCAGCUUCCUCUUAAAGGAAGAGAACCUGCCAUGGUAUCAUACGAGGAAAUAGCUCAAAAAUUGCUCAAUGAAAGGCUACUUCUUACAGCUUUGGAACUUCAUGCUGAGCUCUGUGAAGCAGACAGGGAAUUGCCUAUGCUCAGAGAUUUUUUUUCCAAUCCUAACAAUUUUGAAUGUUUGAAUAUGAAACCAGAGCCUUGCUUAUCAAUAGCAAGAUCAUCCAGUCAAGCAACAUUAGACUCAUUAGAUAUUUCAAGAUACUCUGAGGAUGGUGGUGGAAUCGACGAGAGAGUGGCAAUCCUUGAGUUUGAAUUGAGAAAAGCCAAGGAUAAUAUUAAUUCUUUACGAGCUAAUUUAACAGUAGUUACAGAAUCUGAAGUGAGUACACCAGAUAAAAAUUCAGAUAAACAUCCACUUUUGGAUCACCCGAUAAAGCCACACGAGCAAAGAGCCAUAAAUUUCUUAGUCAACGAGUACCUCCUAGCCAACUCGUACAAACUCACGUCAAUAACGUUUAGUGACGAAAUUGAGAAUCAAGACUUUGAAGACUGGCAGGAUGUAGGUUUAAACAUACCUAAGCCACCAGAGCUGCAUCAGAUUUAUAGAGAAUUCAUGAGAUGUACAGGCUAUGAUAAACCACCAUCUUGUGAUAUUGGAGUGCAGACUGAUGAUUACGAAACUGAUAAAGAAAUAGAACUGAGUAAAGUAAUUAGUGAGAUGUCUGAUGAGAUGGAGAGGUUGAAGCAGCGAGCUAGUGUAUUAGAGCAAGAAAAGAAUAGUUUACAAGAGACACUCAACAGUAAUAACUUGGCUAACUUGGCUAGUAACAAUGCUGAGCAAGGCAGCUCUGGAACGAUUCCAACACUCAAUUCAAGCUCGACGACACCCGACAAGUUUGAGAUGUUGGAGACACCCUCGACAUCACAACCAGCAAACAAUGUAACGCCUGCUGUAGCCGAGGAAGACGACAAUGCAUCUAUGGUCGUUAGUAUCGGUGAAACAGAGACGAGCGAAAGAGAUUGGACGAGGAUACAUUUGUCGAAAGGAGAUUUGAUUGACGGCUCUGGUGGCACGAACAAUGCACCGUCCAGAUACUUACCAUCGAGUUUCCGACGCGAAGUCCUCAAGUACUGUCAGAUCCCAAUUCCACCGCAAGCUUUUCAAAUAAUUGAUGAGGCGCUGAAAGAAGGCGUAACUCGCGACAAUCUUCCCGAAAUUGCGGCACAUACUCUUCCACGAAUCAUCCCCAACGUCGUGUUGAAUCGCCGCGAAGAACUCAUACCACUGAUCCUAAGCGUUAGCCGAUUACAAAGCACCACCGAAGAUAAAGAAAAGUUAUUACAAAUGGCUUUUGGAUUACAAAAGAGGCCGCACGAAGAGGAACGUCAAAUGGUACUGGCUGGGUUGAUAGCAUUGGCAAAGCAAGAGAAAGAACCAACCGAUAACGAGGAUGUGCUCAACGUUUGUUGGGAACUCAGUCAACAUAAGUAUCCUGAACGUAGAUUGUUAGCAGCCGAAUGUUGUGCUGCUUUGGCUUUGUACACCUCGAGUGGAGUCAGAAAUUCGUUAAUGAUUUCUAUGUUGCAACAAAUGCUGUUAGAUGAUAAAGAACCGGAAGUCCGAGCUGCCGUUGUCAAAAGUUUAGCCUUAGUCGUGGCACUUUUGGACGAUCCCGACAAGUAUUUUCAGUGCGAGGAGUUGGCGUUAAUGGCAAUGGAUGAUAUAUCACCGGAAGUAACGGAGGCAGCGAGCACAAUACUCAUUCCAAUUCUCGCGCAAUGGGCAUUGUCAUUGAAAAGAUUACAUUCUCAUCUCAUACCAAGAAUUAUCGAGAAAAUACAUAGCUUGAUGAAACCAACCCAUCCGCCGGGUUUCUUUGAUGGUAAUCGUGCAACGAUUCUCAUUACUCUGCUGAGAUAUUUGUUACCACACACGAUCAUUUACGUUCUCGAUACGGAAACUGUGAGGGGAAAAAUGCAAGAGAGUUUGUCUAGCCAACUACCUCAAGAAUUUACGAAUCUCUGCUGCUUACCAAUAGUAACUCCGAAGAUCUUCUAUGAAUGCGAAGUUGAAUUAGGAGUGUUAAUCAAUACGUUCUUAUUGAAUACCUGGGAUGAUUGUACGUGGCCUGAAAUAGAAUGGUUUUGCGAUAAAAUGAUUCACGAUUUAGCCGAGAUUGCAAUGUCUCUAAGCAUAUCACAACACACCACAGUUAGAGAAUUUCUUAAGUAUUUGCAAUCGACGUGCAUGGGUUUUGGCAGAUACAUCGCUCAACAGAAGAUUCUGCCAACCUUCAAACCACACGUAGACUUCCUCGAUACCGAAUUCCGUGAUAUGAACAAUAAACUAACGAGUCCAGCGCUCAUCCCCGCUUAUAUAACAAUUCUCGCAACGAUUGACAUCGACGAAUUUACCAACGCGCUUAAACACUAUCUCUUCGCAUUAUCAAUUCGCGCGGAAGAAUUAGAAGCAUUAGAAAUUGUUGUGGUGAAUUUGUCCGCUCAAGAGCUAUUCCAAGAAUACGUACUUUCAGCUUUAUGGGAUGGUGUUGUGCAUCCAAAUGCUAGUGUCAAGCGAGCUACCGUUGCAAUGUUUAGUGCAAUUGUUGGUCAAGUUUCGAUUAGAACGUUGGAUAUCAGAAUAGCACCAGCGAUUGUUACCUUGGCUAGUGACACUGACAUAAGCGUCAAGGGAGCUGCAGUUCAAGCUUUAGGCAAAUUCUUAAUGGAAAGCGAAGCACAAGAAGCAAAAGAUAAGUCACGACAGUGUAUUGAAUCAAUAUUACGAGAUCCUCAGGGUGUACCACCUGCUUUGGGUGCAACCUUAGUGUUAACUUUAGCCACUGUUGCACCUUACUGUCCGCAGAAUUACGUAGAAGAAGUAAUCGCAACGCAACUAACGGGUAUAACAGCCUCAGCUUUGCAGCAACAGCACUCUCGAAAAGUUGAACUUACGAAUGCUCUCGUAGAAGCUUAUUCGGUCCUCGUUUACUGUACCGUCAGUAACCAAUGCGUGACUAACACUAUCCAUCCUGGUCUCAAAUAUCUCGAGAGUCUUGUUAAUCAAAUAGUACCGCAACAAAAAGAUGCUGUACGUUCGUUACUUCGUGAAAUCGACUCAAGAGGUAUGGCACCAAAAAUGGACAGAUCAGCAUCGAUGGGUGAACGUUUGUCGUUAAGUUCGGUUAAUGUAGGUCAAGGCGUUGAAGAUAUGAAACAAAGGGUUAGUAAGAUGUUCCAGCAAAAGAGCUCACCUGGCUCCGUAUCUGGACUGUUUAGAAAAAAGUGAGAGUUAAAUUCAAAUAACUACAAAAGUGGAAUCUCACUGAUAAGAGAUACAAAUUGUUUGGGAUUGAUUCUCAAGUUAGCUUUUAGAGUGAAAGUUACUUUAUAAAGAGGUUGAAUUGUUUACGAAGGAAGAUACUGUAACGAAUUAUUUUUCAUACUGUUUUAUAAUCCAUGAUAGAAUAUAUUGAGUAAGAGCUAUCUUGAGAGCAAUUGAAUAUAAAAUUAAUAUUUAGCCUAUUAAAUUUAGCCUAUAAAAAAGUGUUUUGUUUUUAACAAUCAAAUUGAAAUUUUAUUACAUUAAUGUAUAAACUCUUCUCCGAUUGAAUGUUAAUCAUUCCAGGAGUAAUAAUUCCAUUUUAUGAAAAUAUAGCUGAUCGUUAUCGUUAAAUUUGUAGUUUCAUGACCAUUCCAUUUAAGAAGAUUCUCUCAGGGUAGUUGAAAGCAUUAUUAUAUUUAACUAAAAUGCUUGUUGAAAAAAUAUCGAAUAUUUUAUAAAUGCAUGACUAUAAAAACGUUUAACACCAAAAUUUAUUAAGACUUUGUAAUAUUGUCAAGAAAGAAUCUUUGUAUAUUGUGAUUCUAUAAUAAGAAUUUAAUGUUAUAACGCACACGUAAAUCUUAUGACAUUUCAUGACUGUUGAAAAAAAAAAAAUAAAAAAAAAACAAUCGCCUGCAUUAUUGAUAAUAGUUGAAGGUGUGUAUAAAUAUUCCGUACUUAAUACGAAUGCGUGUACAUAAAAAAAAACUGCACAAUAAGAGUUGGUAGGUUAAAAAGAAAUUAAUUUUAUAUCGACGAAUGAGAUUGUAAAUAUAUUUUUUAAACAAUGAUUUUUAACGAAAUUAUAAAUAUUUUUUAUAGAUGAUAGAGAGCACCUCUUACAUAUAUACAUAUUUUUCACAAAUGGAAUGUAAUGGUAAAAGUAAUUAUGCAAUAGAAUCGAAGUAGCUCAUUAUCUCAUGGAUUAUAAUAAAAAAGAUUUAAAGGCUGUUAUCAGAGUAACUAAGAUAUCCAAUUGUACAAUAUGAUUUUUAUUCAUCGUUUUGUUGUGUAGACAUUUAAGAAUAUUUGCGAUUGCGUGCCUUUUUUAAUAUAUAUACAAAUAAUGAAUUGUAUGAUGA